AUGGUUAUACUGUGAAGUAAUAAAUAAUAAUCAAUGUAGCAAAGGGAAAAACAGUAAAAUAAAAUUAUUGUCAUAAUGAGUAGGCACGCAUGUGGCACAUAAUAUUAUGACAUAUUAUCAUUGAUAUAGGUACUAUACUACUAUAGCAUCGACGCGGUCAUCGGAAAUAUAUUUUAUAAAUAACAUUUGAACCGGAAACAAGUACAUAUUCUAUUAUCGAAAUAUUAAAUUACAAAUAUUAAUGUAUUAUUAUAUUUAUAUAGGUAUUAAUAUUGUAUUUUAUAUUUUUAUUUUGUUAUAUAAUUUACAGUAAGUUAUAAAAUAAAGGGUAUACCUAAAUAAUAUAUUUUAUUUUUAUACUAUAAAUUUUAUAAUUUCAAUAAUAACCAUUCAGUGCAAAAACAAUAUUAUCUUUAUACAAAUAUUCGGCGAGGCCCUUUCACCGACGAGGCCCGUGGAAAAUCCCACCUUUGUAUAUAUGUAGUUCCGCCAUUGGUUUGAAUUAUUAAAAUCAACCGAACCAGCCGAUGAAACUAUUGAAACUAUUAUAAAGGAAAAGCAGUCAACUGUUGAUCCAGUUCUCACUUACUCUAAACCACACCCUCCAAUCUUUAUACGAGGCGUAGCAGACUUCCCUGGUGUUUGCACAAAAUUAAUCGAAUUAAUCGGUGUCGAUAACUUUAUUUGCAAGUAAACGGUUGAUCAAUUAAAAAUCCAAACCUCCAAUCCCGGAGCAUAUAGAACACUAGUUCGCUACUUAAGAAAUGAACAAGCUGAAUUCCAUAUAUUCCAGCUAAAUGAAGAUAAACCAAUGCGCAUAGUAAUUCGCAACUUACACCCAUCUACUUUAACGGAAUUGAUCAAAAGUGAGCUUGAACUUCGCCUAUACGAAGUUAAACAAGUUACGCAGGUUAUUCACAGAAUCAGUAAAAUACCCCUGCCAUAAUUUUUUGUCGACCUCGAGCCGACAGAUCAUUCAAAUGAAAUCUUUAAACUUGAAUCCUAAUUGCACACAAAAAUUAAAAUAGAAGAACCUCGUAAACCUAAAAUUAUCAGCCAAUGUCAGAACUGUCAAGCUUAUGGUCAUACUAAAGCCUAUUGCGGAUAUAGUCCUCGCUGUGUCCGGUGCGGUGAUGACCACUCCUCAUCUGCCUGUCCAAACUCACGACAAGACCCAAUGCGAUGCGCCCUCUGCACAGGUAACCACCCAGCAAACUACAGAGGAUGUACAGUUUAUACAAACCUCCAGCAACGUAAGAAAUCCAAUCUAAAUAAUCAAAAAUUACAUGUAAACUCUAGUUAUAAGCCUAACCAUGUACAAGAUAGCCACCCAUGUAAUACCACUCCUUACAAUCCUCCUCCUGACCAAUCUCAAACGUAUACUCGUGCAACUCAAGGUCAACAUGUAAAAUCUUAUAUUCCUCCGCCAACUCCUGAUAUUAAUUCUUUAAUGUCAAGCUUUGUAAGCGAGCUUAAGACUCUUAUCAACCCAUUAAUCUCAUUACUUACUCAAGUAAUCUCAAGUUUAUUGGCUAAAACAAAUGAAUAAUUCUGCUAUAAGUAAAUCCCUCUUAGUUUUACAAAAUGUACUAUAUGAUAAACGUAUUGACAUUGCCCUAAUCACAGAAACACAUUUCACUAAAUAUACACAUAUCUUUAUACCUGGAUACCAGCUAAUUAAAGCCAAUCACCCUGAUAAUACGGCACAUGGCAGUGUUGCAAUAUUUAUUAAAAAUUCAAUCCACUUCCAACCCCUUACCAAUUACUGUUUCGAUUAUAUUCAAUCGUGUACAAUAACAGUUAAGUUAAAUAACAUACCCAUUACUGUAGGUGCUUUUUAUUCUCCUCCGCGCCACAAUAUAUCAAAUGCUACGUUCACAGAUUACUUCAAUUCAAUUAAACAUAAUUUUUUCAUAGGUAGCGACUUUAAUGCUAAACACAAUGCUUGGGAUUGUCGUACAAAUAACCCUCGUGGAAUUUUCUUAUAUAAUUUUGUCAACACAAAUAAUUUUAAUGUACUUGCACCACCAGGCCCUACCUACUGGCCUUCUUCCCCAGCAAAAAAACCUGAUAUUUUAGAUAUAUUUGUCACUAAAAUUCCUAGUAAUUUACACUGCCUAACUAAUAACAUAUUAAAUCUAAACUCUGAUCAUUCUUCUGUUAUACUCAAUGUGUCCGCCACUGUUUUUACACGAGUUCAACUACCUAGACUUUUUUCUCAUUUUACUGACCGCCUUGAAUUUCAAAAUAUCCUUAAUCAAUGAAUUGAUUUAAAAAUUAAACUUAAGUCAAAUCAUGAUAUUGAUGAAGCAGUAAACAACUUGACUACGCUAAUACAAUCAGCUGCUUGGGAAGCCACUAAGCCUAAUAAAACACAUAAUUCUAAAAAUAAUUACCCAAUAAUAUCUGAUCAAAUUCGCUGCCUAAUAAUAGAAAAACGAAGAACUAGAGCUAAAUACCAAGUCACUAGGCUUCCUUCUCACAAAUCAGCUUAUAAUAAACUCGCUAACUCACUGAAAAAGGCUUUGGCAAAAUAUAAAUCAUGUGAAUUCGAACAAAAAUUACACUCUCUAUCUAUCACUGAUGGGAGUUUAUGGAGGGAAACUAAACGGUUACUUAAAUUUAAAACUGCCUCACCCCCACUGUUAAAUACUGACAGCUCACUCGCCGUUUCAGAUGCUGAAAAAGCAAAAGUAUUCCGAGUCCAUCUUUCUAAAACUUUUUAUCCGCAUGAGGACAUCCAUAUUCCGCAACAUAUUAUCGAUGUUGAAAAUUAUUUACAUUCUACAUUACGAAGUGCUCGCCCAGAAAAAUACUUUACACCUUAUGAAGUUAAAAGUAUGAUCUCAAAUUGUUCUCAAAAAAAAUCUCCAGGGUUUGAUCUAAUAACAGCCAAUGUUGCUAAUUGCUUACCGAACAAAGCCUUCAUACUGCUUACUUAUAUUUACAAUGCUGUAUUGAGACUCUCAUACUUCCCCACUCUCUGGAAGUUUUCGCAAAUAAUUAUGUUUGAUAAGCCGGAUAAACCUCCUGACCUACCUACAUCUUAUAGACCUAUAAGUCUAUUGCCAUACUUCUCAAAAAUUUGCGAAAGACUAAUUCUCAAACGUUUCUAUACGCACAUAAUAUCAAAAAAUAUACUCCCAUUCUCACAAUUUGGCUUUAGAGCCAAACACAGCACCGUACACCAGGUCCAUAGAGUAAUUGAUGCAAUCUCUACCUCUCUUGAAAACAAAUGCUAUUGUACUUGUGCAUUUUUAGACAUUUCCCAGGCAUUUGACAAAGUCUGGCAUGAAGGUCUUCUAUUUAAACUUCGUAAAUUUCUUCCCCCUACACUAUUUUUACUAAUGGAGUCAUAUCUCACAGACCGACAUUUUCAAGUACGUUAAGGUUCCGCCACCUCAAAUAUAGCCACAAUUAGUGCAGGAGUACCCCAAGGAGGUGUACUUUCUCCUAUCUUAUUUAAUAUUUAUGCUGUCGAUCAACCUUCUGCACAAAAUACUAUUGCUGCCAAUUAUGCUGACGAUAAAGUCAUACUAUCAGUACAUAAUGACCCACUAAUUGCUUCAAAAAAUUUACAAUCCCACCUAAAUCUACUCUCAGAAUGGUAUGCCAAAUGGAAAAUCAAAUUAAACAACAACAAAUCCAUUCACACAACUUUUACCCUAAGACACGGACUUUGCCCUAACGUAACUGUGAAUAAUUUACCUAUCCCUGCUCUUGUCACUGUUAAAUACUUAGGAUUAAUCCUCGAUAAAAGACUAACUUGGCAAAAUCAUAUAAGAAAAAAAAGAUUAAUACUUAAUGCUCGCUCCCGCUCUCUAAAAGUAUUACUUUCAAAAAAUAAAUUCUCAUCUUUAAAAACAAAACUUCAAAUAUACAAGUCUAUUCUGAAACCCAUAUGGACGUACGGGAACCAACUAUGGGGAUCGGCAAAAAAAUCUAAUUUAAAUAAAAUUCAGGCCUUCCAGAAUAUUACUCUUCGUAAAAUCACAAUGCCCCACCCUUCGUCUCUAACAUGA
This is a messenger RNA of Cinara cedri, 4022 nucleotides long. The record is from the annotation of a GenBank genome assembly. Lineage: Eukaryota; Metazoa; Arthropoda; Insecta; Hemiptera; Aphididae.